CUUUCGAAUUUUUGGUUGGGGACGCGCCAGAAAAACUUCCUUCAGCUUCGGAUUGAAUCCCCGUUUCUUCCGUCAAGGAUUAAAUUUGAUUCGCGGCCUUCCGACAACUUCAUUUUUUCACCACCUUAAAAUUUGAAUCCAAAUGAAGCAUAUCGCUGCCUACCUGCUCCUGAAAAUUGGAGGAAAUGAAUCUCCCUCAGCCAAGGACAUCAAGAAACUUCUCGACGUUGUUGGUAUCGCGGCCGAUGAUGAGAGACUUGACAAACUCAUCUCCGAGUUAUCGGGCAAGUCUAUCGACGAAGUGAUUUCUGAGGGAUCUAGUAAGCUUGCUUCUGUUCCUUCUGGCGGAGGUGCUGCUGCUGGUGCUCCCGCUGCUGGUGGCGCUGCUGCUAGUGCUGGCGGUGCUGCUGAGGAGAAGGAAGAGAAGAAAGAAGAGGAGAAAGAGGAGUCCGAUGACGACAUGGGCUUUGGUCUCUUCGAUUAGUUUACUUCGCACGUGUAUCUUUCAAUAUCGUUGUAGCUGUAGCCUUGGCGAAUUGCAAUUUUUUUACCCGCGCACAGAC
This is a messenger RNA of Marasmius oreades (fairy-ring Marasmius), 563 nucleotides long. It is a transcript of the gene ALTA5, whose product is annotated as 60S acidic ribosomal protein P2. Gene Ontology annotation, cellular component: ribosome; cytosolic large ribosomal subunit. The transcript has 4 exons. Gene Ontology annotation, molecular function: structural constituent of ribosome. NCBI's taxonomy places the organism in Eukaryota, Fungi, Basidiomycota, Agaricomycetes, Agaricales, Marasmiaceae. The coding region runs from base 143 to 484 and encodes 113 amino acids. The record is from RefSeq and is a predicted model, not a curated record. Gene Ontology annotation, biological process: cytoplasmic translational elongation.